Messenger RNA from Acanthoscelides obtectus, 1568 nucleotides. The record is from the annotation of a GenBank genome assembly. Lineage: Eukaryota; Metazoa; Arthropoda; Insecta; Coleoptera; Chrysomelidae.
GAAAAAGAAAGCAAUGGCAGUCUGAUGAUAUGCGCAAAGCAAUUGAAGAUGUUAGAAGUAACAGGUUGGGCUAUUUGUCAGCUGCAAAACGUUAUAGCGUUCCACGAGCAACACUUCAUCGCUUGUGCAAUAAAGAAGGUUCUCCUGAUACUGUUUGCAGUACUACAUUAGGCCGAAAAACAGCUUUGCCACCGGAAUUGGAAACAGAACUAGUGAAGUCUCUAAAUAGAGCUCUCGGUUUUAAUAAGAAAGGCGUCAAUGAGUUUUUUAACCUGCUUGAGAAACUUAUGACAGAAAAAACUUUCAUUGUGACAGGAUUUACAAUGUUGAUGAGACGGGGUUAUGUAUUGUAUAUGUACAAUCCAAAUGUCCCGAAGUUGUCUCAAAAAGAGGCAAAUGACAAGUAGGUGUACUAACGUCGGCCGAGCGAGGCUCCUUAGUGACUGCAGUUUUAUGUAUGAAUGCAGUCGGAGGGUUCGUGCCACCCAUGAUUAUUUUCCCUCGCAAAAAUUCAAGUGAGCAGCUUAAGAAAGGAGCUCCUCCGGGCACUUUGUUUGCGUUUCACCCCUCGGGAUGGAUUCAGACUGAGCUCUUCACUAAAUGGUUUGACCAUUUUUUGGAAAGGACAAACCCCACCAAAGACAGUCCAGUACUCCUUAUUUUAGAUGGGCAUCACACUCACACUCGAAAUAUUGACGUACUCAUAAAAGCCCGAGAAAAUUUUGUAACAAUAUUAUGUUUGCCUCCUCAUACAUCGCAUAAAAUGCAGCCUCUGGAUAAAACAGUCAUGGGUGCCCUGAAAACUUUCUACAAUGAGGAAGUAAGGCUAUUUAUGCGGGCACAUAAUAGAGCCGUAACACAUUUUGAUAUGGGCGAGUUAUUUGGAAGAGCCUAUACAAAAAUCCAGACUGCGGAGAGGUCAAUAAAGGGAUUCAGUACAACUGGCAUUUACCCCUUUCGACGAGAUGUUUUCUACGAUGAAGACUUCUUAGCCGAACAGCAAAGACAUCAUGUGCCCCAUCCUGUCACAGCAGAUUUUCCAGAAAAUAAUGAACCAGCGCUAUGUCAUUCACCAAACAUUCUCCCCAAGGAUAUCGCACCAAUACCACAACUGAAAAAAAAAAUAGGCUCGAGAGGAAGAAAACCUGGUCGUGCAAGGGUAGUAACCUCAACUCCGAAUAAAGACGAGUUAGAGGAAUCUAUUAAUCGUUCACGUGAGAAAGUUACUAAGAGACUAAUCAAUGAAACAGGACCAAGUUCUCUUAAACAAUCUGCGAAGAAAAAGCAAAAAGCACGUUCACCAUCAACAUCAUCUUCAUCAUUAACAUCUUCUUCAGAACCCUUUCGCGCAAACUCCUCUGAUGAAGAUGAUCUCCCCCUGUCAUCUUAUAUUAGUCCCAAGCAAUGUGCUGAUGACACGACGGAAUGUAUUUUUUGUCAAGAGAUGUUCACGAUGAGUAAAAGCAGAGAGGUAUGGGUGAAAUGUGUCAUUUGUGAUAUUUACAUUUGCGAUUUUUGCAAAUAAAAUUAAGGUCUAUCUAAUUUGUUUUAUAUUUGUUAAAUUACCU